GCCAAGAAACACAGCAAUAAAUAAAGGCGAACAAUGCCCCCCCCUCCCCUCCGCGCCUCCCUCCUCCCGCAGCCCAGCCCAGCCCAGCACCCAGCCGGGAACCGGCGCUCCGGCCGCCGGCGAGCGGGGCCGGCUGGGGGGCGAGUGAAUGGGGCUGGCGGGGGGAAACCGGGCGGAGGGGAGUGGACCCGAGAGCAUAAGAGAGGAAGGCAGGGCCGGCAGCGAGGAGCGGAGGCGGUGACAACCCCGGGGAGAGCCGGCAUGGCCGGGCGGGCCCCCCGCAAGCCCUCCGCUCACCGGGGCUGGGCUGUUUUUUGGGGGAGCCGCAUCUUCACCCUGGGGUUGUUGCUGUUGCCCGGGCAGGGGGAUGCUGCUGGACCACGAGGGCCACCACCCCAUGGAGAGAGGGUCAUCCCACACUGGCUCCUUGGCGGCCGUACCAGACGAGCUGUCAGCCUGAAUGAGAAGGUGCUGGCGCCUGCCCGGGCAAAGGUGGCAGUGAUGGCUGAGGGCAGGGAGCUUGUCCUGGUGCUGGAGAGGAACCAGCUGUUGGCACCGGGCUACACCGAGACGCAUUACAGCGAGAACGGGCAGCCCGUGACGGUGUCCCCCAACCACACGGACCACUGCUACUACCAUGGGCACGUUAAGGGCUAUGGUGGCUCCUGGGUUGUCCUCAGUGCCUGCUCAGGAAUACGGGGACUGAUAGUGCUGAACAGCAACAGCAGCUACUACGUGAAACCCCUGGGGAUCCCCGAGCCAGGCCACCACAUCAUCCACCGAGCAGAGCACCUGCCUGUCCAGAGCGGGACCUGCGGGCACGGGGACGGCUUUGGGAGCACCAUCGCUGACAUCACUCGGCUCUUCCAGCCAGUGCACCACCAGGCAAAGAGAGAUGCCUGGAGGACCAUGAAGUACAUGGAGCUCUUCAUCGUUGCUGAUCACACACUGUACAGAAACCAGAACCUCAACCUAGGCCACACCAAGCAGCGCAUUGUGGAGAUUGCAAACUACGUGGACAAGUUUUACAGGUCACUGAAUAUCAAGGUGGCCCUGAUUGGCCUGGAAGUGUGGACAGAGCGGGACCAGUGUGCUGUGACCAGCGACGCCAACGCCACGCUCUGGGCCUUCCUGCAGUGGAAGAAGGUGCUGAGGACACGCAAGAAGCAUGACAAUGCCCAGCUGCUGACGGGGAAGACCUUCAGAGGGACAACCAUUGGCAUGGCCCCACUGGAGGGAAUGUGCAGCAUGGACAACUCCGGCGGUGUCAGCGUGGACCACUCAGAGCAGCCCAUUGGAGCCGCUGCCACCAUGGCCCACGAGAUCGGGCACAAUUUUGGCAUGAGCCAUGACAGCACAGGCUGCUGUGUGGAGGCCACCCCGGAGCAGGGAGGCUGCGUCAUGGCAGCGGCCACUGGACAUCCCUUCCCUCGCGUGUUCAGCUCCUGCAGCAGGAGGCAGCUGGAGAACUACUUCCAGAAAGGAGGUGGCAUGUGUCUGUUCAACCUGCCUGACACCAAGGACCUGGUGGUGGGACGGAAGUGUGGCAACGGCUUUCUAGAGGAAGGAGAGGACUGUGACUGCGGGGAGGUGGAGGAGUGCACCAACCCAUGUUGCAAUGCACACAACUGCACGCUGAAGGUGGGGGCCCAAUGUGCCCAUGGUGACUGCUGCCAGAGAUGCAAGCUAAAGGUGGCUGGGACAGUCUGCAGGGAAGCAGCAGGAUCCUGUGACCUUCCAGAGUACUGCACAGGUGCCUCACCCUACUGCCCAGCUAAUGUGUACCUGCUGGACGGCUCCUCCUGUGCCUACGGCGAGGCUUACUGCAACAACGGCAUGUGCAUGACCCACCACCAGCAGUGCGUGCAGCUCUGGGGGCCAGGUGCCUGGCCAGCCCCAGAUGCCUGCUUCCAGGAUGUGAACAUGGCUGGCAACACCUAUGGCAACUGUGGCAAAGACAGCCAGGGGCGCUACGUGAAGUGUGACAAGAGGGAUGCUAUGUGUGGCAAGAUCCAGUGCCAGAGCUCAGCUAAGAAGCCUCAAGGGACCAACACUGUCUCCAUCGACACCACCAUCCGCUUCAACGGGCGUGAGGUGAAGUGCCGAGGCACAUACAUGUACACGGCCAAGGACGAUGAGGAAGACCUCCCUGACCCUGGGCUGGUGAUGACAGGGACCAAGUGUGGAGAUGGGAUGGUUUGCAAGGACCGCCGCUGCCAGAACGCCUCCCUGUUUGAGCUGGAGAAGUGUGUUUCCCAGUGCAAUGGCCAUGGGGUCUGCAACAGCAACAAGAACUGCCACUGUGAUGCUGGCUGGGCUCCUCCCUACUGUGAGAAACCAGGCCUGGGUGGCAGCGUGGACAGUGGUCCCGUGCAGCAUGACAAUCAUGAAGCCACCUUAAUAACCCUUCUGGUCAUCUUCCUCUUCUUCCUCCCGGCCCUGAUGAUGCUGGUCUACUUUUGGUACCAGCGGGAGAACUCACUGCUGAAUAAAUGGAUAAAGGAGAUGAGGAGGAGGAGCCAGGAGACAUACAGGAACAAACCCAUCAGUCGAAAGUCUGCUGGUGCCUAUCCCAAAGCUGCUUUCACCUUGAGGAACAUUUCUACCCCUAGCCACACUAGUAAGGCGACUCAGGCUGCAUUCCCCCCCAAAUCCAACGCUCAUCAGCCUGGCUCCCAGCCUGUAAACGUGGUCCACCCUCUUCGCCCAGCUCCCCACUCCAUCCCUCCACGUCCAAGAGACUCCAGGCCUGCCAGGCCACCUCCACCAGUCAGCAAAUCUCCCCUGGUCCCUACCAAAACUGGCACCUCCCAGGCCAAGCUGCCGCCUCCGAAGAAACCUCUUCCCUGCAGCCCCGUGAGGUCCCCGCUGAUUGUCCCAAGGCAGCAGCCUCCCCGCCGCCCACUUCCCGGGAGUCCUCUUCUGGCCAAGGAGCUGCCUCCUGCACACGGACAGACCUUGCUGGUCAUGGUCCCUCCUACCAACUUCAAGGCAUCUAGUACAAGUGCCAUGAGCCACCCCACAAGGCCAUCAAAACCGAUGCCACCUCAAAGGCCAGUACCAGUCAUCAAAGUCCAAUCGACCUCCUUCCCCUUGAAGAAGUGACAAACCAAGGACACCUUAAGCCCAUCCUUCCUGAGCUGGCUCUCCUGAUUUGCACUGCUGCUGGCCGCAGGGGUCUUUUAUUCCUCUCUUGUUUUAUUUGUCUUUUGAUACCAGAGGACUAUUUUUAUAAGACAGAAGAUGUAUUCAGCACAGAAACUGUAGUGGUGGGGGGAGGAGAAGGGCAAUCGGUACCAUGACAUAGCUGAGCGCUGGAGUGGGCUGGUGCUGGGGUUACCACCAUGGAGACUCCACCACAGGUCCUGGCAUCAUUUCCUUGCCAAUUUAUCCCCCCAGCUCUAUUUUCCUCCUGACAUUGCACAUGGGCUGGGGUGACUUGGGGUCAGGAGAACAUCCAACACUGACAAUGGCAGCGACAGUCAUGUAAUAUCCUUCUAGCUACCUCCUCCUUCUCCUCCAGGCCUGGUGAGACCCCACCACCAGAGUUCAAUGCUGGCUCUUGUCUCUGGGGGAGACAUCUGCCAUGAGAGAUAAAUGGUUUCCAGUUUGGAUUGUGCCACACAGUGCUGGGACAUUUCCAUGAAGGAUCCAAGCUCUCAGGCUCCUCCUAGCCUCCUGCCUGAUUACACAAGACAAAGCAGUGACAAUCCUGGGGCCACACCUGGAAGGAGAAGUCUUUGGGAAAUGAUGUAAUGUCCAAAGUGCUGGUGGCAGCUGGUGCUUUCAAGGGGCUUGGGAGCCCUCCAUAAACAUUGCAUGUUCCCUGCAGAAGCUCUGUGAGCUGCUAACACUCUGCUGUCCAAAGAGGGAAGGAGCCACAAGCUGGGAUCAAGAGCAGGAAAACCUCCUGCCUGUGUCAUUGGCUUGUCUGUUGCCUUGGCCAAGCCAUUGCAUUUCUCUGUGCCUCAGUGCCCCCUUCAGUAAAAUGGAGGGGGGGGGGUCAUACCUACCUCACAGGGGUGUUGUGAGGUUUAACAAACUCAUGUCUUGAAAGGGCUUUACAAUCCUCAGAUGAAAGGUGCUGUUGACCUGCACAGCUCUGCACCGUGCCACUCUGCUGUGACUCGCGUGCGGCUCUGCCAGGUUCUGAACUCAAAACAAAGGCUUUGUACAGUCC
Pogoniulus pusillus (Red-fronted tinkerbird) is the source of this 4180-nucleotide messenger RNA. RefSeq names its product ADAM metallopeptidase domain 33 (gene ADAM33). Gene Ontology annotation, biological process: proteolysis. The transcript is spliced from 24 exons. Bases 34 to 3105 code for a protein of 1023 amino acids. The record is from RefSeq and is a predicted model, not a curated record. Lineage: Eukaryota; Metazoa; Chordata; Aves; Piciformes; Lybiidae. Gene Ontology annotation, molecular function: metalloendopeptidase activity.